Molecule: messenger RNA, 228 nt
Organism: Dibothriocephalus latus
Lineage: Eukaryota; Metazoa; Platyhelminthes; Cestoda; Diphyllobothriidea; Diphyllobothriidae
Source: the annotation of a GenBank genome assembly
GGUCGACCCACAGAGGACGUGGUUGAAGGCGUGGCGCUUUAUCUGACUGUCCUCUUCUACUGGCUGGGUGUGCCGCUGGAAUUCGUUACUCGGCUGCCCUACGGUUUGCGUUGUCUGGAGACAGUCUCGUCUGCUGUGGAUAAGGAGUACCGCAGCUAUCCCGAUGCCAUCGUCUUCCGGCCCCCUAAACGAACUCACUUAGAUGCUGACUGUGUUAGCACCACGUGA